Messenger RNA from Ostrea edulis (European flat oyster), 1307 nucleotides. RefSeq names its product U8 snoRNA-decapping enzyme-like. The coding region runs from base 111 to 809 and encodes 232 amino acids. Gene Ontology annotation, cellular component: nucleus. The record is from RefSeq and is a predicted model, not a curated record. The transcript has 4 exons. Lineage: Eukaryota; Metazoa; Mollusca; Bivalvia; Ostreida; Ostreidae. Gene Ontology annotation, biological process: sno(s)RNA catabolic process; mRNA catabolic process. Gene Ontology annotation, molecular function: phosphodiesterase decapping endonuclease activity; snoRNA binding.
GUGUUUUUUUUUUAACCUUCUCGUGCUAUACAGAACUUCCGAUUUGAGACCACCAAGAUUUCUACAACGCGACGACUACCGUAGUAACGGUGUCCACUUCACGUACACAAAUGACCGACAUUGGAUGGGGAAAAUUACAGGCCUACGAGGCAUAUGGUCGAGCGGGUGAUAAGAAAGAGGAUUUUGAUAUCGUAUCAUACGAGGAAGCCCUAUCAGAUAAAUAUGCUUCAUUCCGACACGCGUCACACUCGAUGCUGUUUGCAAGAAAUGACGCUAUCCUUUGGGAACUAUACAACUGCAGGGGUGCAGUGCUGAUGCAGAUGAGGUUUGAUGGUUUGCUGGGGUUUCCCGGUGGCUUAGUUGAUCCCGGAGAAAACCCCCUCCAAGCAGCAAACCGUGAACUGGAGGAAGAAAUUGGUCUUGACAUGCAAAAAUUUAAACUGUCAGACAGAGAUCAUGUCAUUUCCUUUGUGAACAAGAGCAAGACUCUUGUGUUACACUUUUAUGGGAGAGAGGUGACUCUGCCACAAUUCCAAGAAAUUGAACUUGAAAAUUUAAAAGCUCCAGAUUAUGGAUCAGAGACACUAGGUAUAGUACGACCGCCACUGUUUACAAUGGGUGAUGGAUACAGAGGACUUCCUGCCUUUUUGUCCAAUAGUUUUGCAGGAAAUGCACGUCAAGAGUUACUAAUUGGGUUACAACACUACAAGCUACUCCCAGAGGAUGAAAUUCAGAAAGCUGUUAACUCAUGGUUAAUAUUUCAACAACAAAAUAAAGACACUAUAGGUGUGACUAAUUUAGAAAAUUAAAUGGGUUGGUAGUACAUGUGUAUUAUUUACUUGUUCCUGUCCAGGCUAUUAUUGUAUCUUUUGUUGUUUCACAAGUUCUCCGGUCUCAAUAAACAAAUGGAAAAGAGCUGUCUCAGCAAACACUUGUGAUAAUAAUGUACUCUUUCUAUUAUCUACGACUGUGUAAAGAUUUACACUACUAAAAUUUAUUUCUUUGCAUGGUCAAACUUGAUUGGCAAUUCAAACUAAGGAAAAUACCAGUUUUAGGAUAUCAAUAUGACUUAGUAUGUUUAAUGACAACUUAAACAUCGGUCCUGAUAACAUAAUUCAGGAAAUAAAUAUAUAUGUUUAUAGAACAUUAACACCAAACUUUCAAAUCUUGGUCAUGUAAUAUUGGUGAAGGCCUCCUAUUUUUCAAACUUUGGUCAGAAUGUUUUUCUACAUGGAUAUAUACAUGUAAUGUUGCAGCUUUUGUUAUAUACAUGUAAUGGGCAUUAAUAAAAUCUAUUAAAAUAUGCA